UUCAUGGCCACCGACUCAAAACCCUACGACGACUUCUGCCAGAAGCUCGCUCGCGAACUCCCCGCCGUCGUGGUCUCCGUCAACUACCGCCUCACUCCGGACCAUCGGUAUCCGUGCCAAUACGACGACGCAUUCGACGUCUUGAAAUUCAUGGAGAACGACGGCCACUACUUUGAGGGCGCGAAUCUCAAACAAUGCUUCCUCGCGGGAGACAGCGCGGGUGGAAACAUAGCGCACCACGUGGCGCUCAGAUGUAGCGGACACGUGUUUCAGAAUCUGAAGGUUGUUGGGAUCUUGUCGAUCCAGCCGUUUUUCGGAGGAGAGGAACGGACGGAACCUGAAAGGAGGCUGGUGGGAGUGCCGGUAGUGAAUUUGGAGCGGACGGACUGGAUGUGGAGGGCGUUUUUGCCGGAAGGGUCGGAUCGGGAUCACCCGGCGGCGAACGUGUUCGGACCCAAAUCGGAGGAUAUAUCGGGGUCGGAUUAUCCGGCGACAAUUGUGUUCGUGGGAGGAUUUGAUCCGCUGCAAGAGUGGCAGAAGAGAUACUACGAGGGGUUGAAGAAAAGCGGGAAAGAAGCUGAGCUGGUGUAUUAUCCGAACGCCAUUCAUACUUUCUAUGGUCAUCCGGAGUUAGAAGAGUGUGCUGCUUUUUUUAACAAAGUCAGAGAUUUCGUGCAAUUGCAAAUUGCAAGCAGACAGAAUAUAAAAUAGUAUAUGAUUCAGGAGGAUGAUAUCAUAUAUGAAUAAUCGGGGCCAUCCAUAGCCAUAGUGUGGUUCUGUUUAAGCGGCUAGUUAAUGAUUUUCUUGCAAUUUUAGUCAAAAAUAAUUUAAAGAAAAGAUUCCGAUUACCAUUACAGGUAGCUGUCUCAUAGAAAACCUUUCAUCUCAUGGGCAGUUUGUAAAAGCCUUUCAAUCACUCACAUCACGUGAUGAAAAAGAUAGACACAUAGCUAUAACUAAAGAUCGUCUGACAGGUGAAAAAGAUAGGCAUGCUCGAUGUCGACACACAAGAGAUAUAUGAAAUUAGCAAAUAUUAUAGCUUUUUUAGUGCAAAACAUUA
Prunus avium (sweet cherry) is the source of this 1060-nucleotide messenger RNA. The record is from RefSeq and is a predicted model, not a curated record. NCBI's taxonomy places the organism in Eukaryota, Viridiplantae, Streptophyta, Magnoliopsida, Rosales, Rosaceae.